AUGUCUUCCGUUGGCCCUCAACUACCACCUCACCUAACCAAAAGGAAGCGGUCCUCCGAUGAAGAUGAAGGACCUCACUCUCCCCCUCGAAAGCUCCAAGCAGCAACAGCUCCCCCUCCACGAACCCUCGGUCCAACCCUCCCACCAAGUGCCAAUCCAGAUGAAGUCAACAUUGACGACAGCUCAGAAGAUGACUAUGGACCGUCGCUUCAACCCGCCAAAGCUCCCAGCCCACCACCAAAGCGCGUCCUAGGACCUUCUCUACCACCAACCCAGAACCCCGACGAAGUCACCCUUGAAGAUAGCUCUGAAGACGAAUACGGACCCUCCGCCCCAAAAGCACCAACAGCGAGUACAAAAGCCUCCUCACCACCUCGAAAACGAGUCUUAGGUCCAGCACCCCCUCCAGCCUCGCUCUCCGAGCGCCCCCCUUACCCCGCGAACGACUCCUCAUCAGACUCUGAAGAUGACUACGGGCCCUCCCUCCCACCAGCCCCUGGCUCCGCCGCAGAAAGGGAACUUCUGGCCUCUCAAGCCUCUGAACGAGAACGCUCGGAAGCAGAAACUAAGAGCAGCAAACCACAGCGUGCGGAGUGGAUGCUAGCGCCUCCUACAGACAGUGACUGGACCGGGCGAGUUGACCCAACGAAGCUCAAGAACAGAAAAUUCGCAUCUGGCAAAGGCGCAAAAGCACCAGCUGAGAAGAGCGGUAUCAGUGCUAUCUGGACUGAAACGCCCGAGGAAAAGAGACAGCGGUUGGAAGACGAAGUGUUGGGACGUAAGGAAGCGGCUACGAGUGGAAGAGGAGGAGGAGAGAAGAAGGGAUUGAGUAAGGAGUUGGAGAUGGAGGAGAGGGCUACGGCAAGGAGAAUACAGGAAUACAAUGAGAAGAACCGUGGUAGGAGUUUGUAUGAAGAGAGGGAGGCUAUGCAGGAGAAGAGGGGGGAGAAAGUUGAGGAGGAUGAUCCGAGCAAGAGGGGUUUUGAUAGGGAGAAGGAUAUGGCGCUCGGUGGGCGAUUGGGCAAUGGUCAGAAGAAAGAGAUGUUGGCUAAGGCGGCGGAUUUUGGCUCUAGAUUCCAGAAGGGGAGAUAUCUUUGA
This is a messenger RNA of Cadophora gregata, 1098 nucleotides long. RefSeq lists its product as uncharacterized. Lineage: Eukaryota; Fungi; Ascomycota; Leotiomycetes; Helotiales; Ploettnerulaceae. The record is from RefSeq and is a predicted model, not a curated record. The transcript has a single exon. Bases 1 to 1098 code for a protein of 365 amino acids.